Messenger RNA from Ogataea angusta, 909 nucleotides. RefSeq lists its product as uncharacterized. The transcript has a single exon. Gene Ontology annotation, molecular function: actin filament binding. Lineage: Eukaryota; Fungi; Ascomycota; Pichiomycetes; Pichiales; Pichiaceae. Gene Ontology annotation, cellular component: cytoskeleton. The record is from RefSeq and is a predicted model, not a curated record. The coding region runs from base 1 to 909 and encodes 302 amino acids.
AUGAGUCCUGCUGUCACCGAGACCACCGCGCAAUCCGACCAGAUCCCGGAAUCCAUCAGACCGGCCACUUCUCGUGGAUACGCCCUCACAGAGAGAGGCGUGCACAACAUCUCCAAGGGAGCUCCUCCUCCCUUCCCUAUCCCGGAGUUUGACGACCCAUACAAGAAGCGCGAAUGGCUGCUGGAACACAUGGCCGGCGCCUUUCGAGUUUUUGCCCGCAAGGGCUACACCGAGGGAAGUUCGGGCCACAUCUCCGUCAGAGACCCUGUGGACCCAAACACCUUCUGGAUCAACCCGCUCGGUAUCCACUUUGGCCUGCUCAAGGCCAAGGACAUGGUCCAGGUCGACGAGGACGGAAACAUCAUCGGCGGAAACAGAGUGGCCAUCAACGCUGCCGGUUUCGCGAUCCACUCGGCUCUGCACAAGGCCAGACCAGACGUCAACGCUGCCUGUCACAUGCACUCCGUGUACGGAAAGGCGUACUCUGCGUUCGGCAAGCCGCUCGAGAUGAUCAGCCAGGACGCCUGCAAUUUCUACAAGUCGCACGCUGUGUACACGAACUUCGGUGGUGUUGCUAUCGAGGCCAAGGAGGGCCAGGAGAUCGCUGCUGCUAUUGGCGACGGCCACGGCGCGAUUCUGCAGAACCACGGCCUCAUCACCGUCGGAUACACCGUGGACGAGGCCGCCUACAUGUUCUCGCUGAUGGAGCGCUGCUGCGAGUGUCAGCUUCUGGCCGAUGCCGCAGAGAACCAGGGCAGAAAGAAGCAGAUCAUCGGCGACGAGGAGGCUGCGUAUACAUACCACAUGAACAGCGACAGAGAGACUCUAUACAUGGAGUUCCAGCCCGAUCUUCAAUGGGAGAUUGCUCAGAACGACGACUUUUUGAGCUUCUCGAAGCAGGAUAAAUAA